Psilocybe cubensis is the source of this 447-nucleotide messenger RNA. RefSeq lists its product as uncharacterized. Gene Ontology annotation, molecular function: protein heterodimerization activity; DNA binding; structural constituent of chromatin. NCBI's taxonomy places the organism in Eukaryota, Fungi, Basidiomycota, Agaricomycetes, Agaricales, Agrocybaceae. Gene Ontology annotation, cellular component: nucleosome. The transcript is spliced from 3 exons. Bases 1 to 447 code for a protein of 148 amino acids. The record is from RefSeq and is a predicted model, not a curated record.
AUGGCUCCUAAAGCAAAAGCUGGUGGUGGUGGCAAAUCGAAAUCAGGGGCAUCGGCCGCUGCAGCUGCCCAAUCCACCCAGCCACGUCCGGCACAGACUCGCAGCAUGAAAGCAGGUCUGCAGUUCCCCGUUGGUCGUAUUCAUCGUUACCUCAAACAACGAACUCAGCACAAUGUGCGCAUCGGUGCCAAAGCUGCUGUGUACACUACUGCCAUCCUCGAAUAUCUGACUGCGGAAGUUCUGGAGCUUGCUGGCAAUGCAUCGAAAGAUCUUCGCGUCAAGCGCAUUACUCCACGUCAUUUGCAACUCGCGAUUCGCGGUGAUGAAGAGCUUGAUACCCUUGUUCGCGCAACCAUUGCUGGUGGAGGUGUCCUUCCAUUCAUCCACAAGAGCUUGACCGGCAAUCUCAAGAAUGCUGCGAAGAAACCAGACGGUACCCCUCAGUGA